UCAAGCAUCACCCACAUUGCCUUUCACUUCUGAUCUAGAUCACGACGAGCGGACGGUGGUCGUCGUCGCCUCCUAUGAAUUUAUAAUCAAAAGAAGAUGGAUAUGUUGGCUCUUCGUCUGAGUUUCUAUCUCGUCGUGUGCAUGUUGGAAGUGGCUCAUGGGAGCGAUUGUAUGCCUAAAGAUGGAUGUCCUAUUAUGAUCACUCCCUCCCGAAUAGUUGUGCAGUACGGAUCUCCAUUAUAUGCAAACUGUUCGAGUUGUGUAAAUGGCUCUUGUAAGGAGACUAAAUGGGAGACCCCCACGGGAUCAUUUGAAAGGCUUAUUAACUCGAUUAACGGAAUCAACAAGACGAUAUCACGGUGGAAUGUGGACAACGCCACAGAAUGGGACAUGAGGCCCAUUUGCUACGAGUUGAACAAUGCAAACUGUUGCACUGUUCAAGCUGUCACCUUAUACAAACCUCCUGACAACGUAUCCAUCAGCUUUGUAAACCACACUGGCCCACUGCUUGAAGGACAUCAGUACAACCUCCAGUGCCGUGUCCAGAACGUUGCUCCUAUCCAGAACCUCGCCGUGACCUUCUACAAAGGAGACACUAUCCUGGACUCGGUACAGCCCAACAGGACCUCUGAGAAUACAACGGUGACAGAGACGUUCACCAGCUUCAGCUUCAACUCCAGCAGAGGGGAUGAUGGGGUCCAGUACUGGUGUGAAGCCAAGCUGAACCUGGGACAACAAGAUCCACCUCCUGUAACAAUGUCAGAACGCCUAACAACCACUGUGUACUUCAAACCUAAGACGGGGCAGGGGUCUUCGCCAGAUCCUAUUUCCAUCGCAGUAGGGGAACCUUUCCAGUUGAACUGCACAGCCCAUUCCAACCCCAGUCCAGCCUACAGUUGGACCGGUCCUGACAACACCACAGUCGGCAACGGCAGUGAUUUCGCCGUGCGGUCGGCUGGUUUUGAACACGAGGGCCUGUACGUUUGUGACGCCCGCAACAGCCAGGGAAGCACAACUGUGACGUUCAACGUGGAUGUCCGCGUUGGCUGGUUGCAUAUCACCGCAGUCGUGUCAGUGCUGUUGGGGGUCAUCUGCAUGGUCGUUGGUGGGUUUGUCCACUCCGAAUGAUUGAUGAAUCAGUCAUUCCAAGGUUGGAAUGACUGAUUCCAACUUUGGAAGUAUUUACUAAGAGGCAAUGAGCUUUUGGUUGUGGCCCAAUAGCUGCCAACUGCCAUUCCUGGAAUGAAAUGAAGAAUGUACUGUUGAUCCUCCCAUCUGAGUAUGUAUAUCAUACUCAUUGCUGUCGUCCUUGGUGGUCUGGUAUCCAUGACUAUUCAUAGGGGUUGGCUAUUGUAAUUAAUAGGGUAUGGGAAAAAUAAUCAAUUCUUCGAUGCAUCGCGAUUCUCUCUAGAACGAUUCCGUCUCGAUGCAGAUAAAUUAAUAAUCAGAAUAAAAAAUAAAUAAUAAUAAUAAUAAUUUGUUCGCCUACUGCAACAUUCUGUUCGCCAGAGAGGGAUAAUUUUAGUAAUUUUUAAAUGAUUUAAUUUAUCUUCAGUGUGUAUUGGCCAAUCUGAUUUGUCUUGACACGAUUGCGAAUCAGCCUACGCAUAGCAUGCACGCAAACUCACAGCAAGACACAGGAACUCCUACUAAUUCCUGCUUAUUCUUUAAUGACAUAGAAAAGAAAGAUUAGAAAGAAAAGAAAACUGAAACCUAUUUUUUUUUUACAUACUCCCAUAUUGUGUUGUAAUGCAAGCUGCAUUGAUUAUUGCAUUGUUCAUAGAAAGUCAUGUGUGACAAAAGCUUUUUCUCUAAUAAAAUAUUAGAUAAGUUAAAUCAUCUGUUGAUGUCUUUAAUGAUCAUCACAAGAGUAGAAAGUGAUUAGCAAACUCUGAGUAGCAAACACAGAUUUGCUACUGUGAUUUUCAAUAUAUAUUUUUGAAAAUUCACGCAUGGAAUGUACAUAAAAUAAAUUGUUGCACCGAUAAUCGUUUUAGAAUCGAAUCGUUGACCUCAUAAUCGGAAUCGAAUCGUGAGGUGCCAAGAGAUUCCUAAGCCUUGUAAUUAACAAUAAUUUCGUACAGGCCGGACUUUCUUGACACUAUUUUUAUAUGAUGAUUAGGGGUGAUUUUUUAUAAGAAAUUGCUUUCCUGCUGUACGAUUGAAUCAACUUUUAUUAAAAACUUUUCUGCUUAAAAA
This is a messenger RNA of Gadus macrocephalus (Pacific cod), 2199 nucleotides long. RefSeq names its product vascular cell adhesion protein 1-like. The transcript is spliced from 5 exons. Gene Ontology annotation, molecular function: integrin binding. Lineage: Eukaryota; Metazoa; Chordata; Actinopteri; Gadiformes; Gadidae. Gene Ontology annotation, cellular component: membrane. Gene Ontology annotation, biological process: cell-cell adhesion. The coding region runs from base 97 to 1128 and encodes 343 amino acids. The record is from RefSeq and is a predicted model, not a curated record.